Fusarium sp. VM40 is the source of this 660-nucleotide messenger RNA. NCBI's taxonomy places the organism in Eukaryota, Fungi, Ascomycota, Sordariomycetes, Hypocreales, Nectriaceae. The record is from the annotation of a GenBank genome assembly.
AUGUGCUGUCCAGUAAACAACUCGCAGAUCAAAGAAGAUAGUGAGCAGAGCUACUGCUAUGCAGUAGACAAGAUGUGCAUCCCAGACCGCUCUUUUGCAGUCGGAGGAAACCUUUCCUCUAUCACACGCUCCUUCGAAGCUUGUAUCCGAGGAAAAUAUCGUCGAAGACAGCCUAGGGAUCGUCCACAGCGGAAGUCCAGCUGGGGGAAAAGUCAAGUGACUAAGACCAACACACAGACUUUGCCUGUCAGUUGUUUCAAGAGGAUGUAUUACUUUUCGACAAAUAGAUGUCUGGGAUUUAACAAAGAUCGGGAAAACGAUUUGUCAGUCAAAGAUGUCUUUGUUGACCCGAAUCCCGAGAGGAAUAAAUACGUUCACGAACGCAUCGGUUCAACCACUGAAGCUAUUCAAGUAGAAGAUUUAGAAAAGCAGAUACGCUGCUUGACUGUCACCUUGGGGGACAAGCCUGGGAGAGCAGUCAGCCCACGUUUUGAAGAGGCAUAUGCCCAGGGAGAGUCCUUGACGCCUCCCGAAAUCGAGUUCUCUGAGGAUAGUGACAUGGAGGAUGAUUACUGGACAUGGGAUCAAGACACUCAGAGAUUCAGACACUGGGAUGGGGAACUCGGAGAAUGGGUUUGCUUCCCUGAGAGGUUUGACUGA